ACUGUGCCGAGCAGCCAUCACCCAAAAGAAAAUCACAUUUAAAAUGUGUAAAAUCCAAAAUUACAUAUUCUAAACCUGAAAAACAAAAUAAAAACCGUAAAAUAGUGUGACGAAAAAGUGAAAAAUCUCCCUGGGGUUCGAGAUGGGUAAAAUCCAAGAAAUGGCUGCUCCAACCCAAUGGCACAUUAACACAAUAAUGUAAUCUCUUAACAUAGUGUAGUGUAAAGAAGUCUUCCAAACUAAUUGUAAUUAGAAAAGUUAAGUGUUAGAUUUAAUAAAAAAAUAUAGUGUUACUAAAAAUCGAUGUCUUCCCGUUAACGUCAAUUUUACAUGAUAUAAUAAAAAAUAUUUAUUCGUAAUUAUUAAUUGUUGCGCAAGUGUGACACUCUUGUACUGUUACAAAAAAUUGGAACACAGAUAAAUUGAAAAUAUUUUUUGAAAUAAAAAAAAUCAAAAUGAUAAAUCUGGGUCGAUUCAAGUUACCACCCCUGAAGAAUGCCUUGGAUGUGGCCAUGCAAACGGUGCGGCAGCAGAUUCCUGAUAAGUCAGGAGCAGGACCUUCGCCUCGCCCUCCACAGAACGUCAGAUUUGCCAAUUUGGACAACAUGGGGGAGAGCUGCGAGUUGUCCACCAUGAACGAGACGACCUCCCCGACGUACCAGUCCACGAACCCCACCAAUCCCUUCCUGAGUGGGGAGCUGCAAGCCGAAGACUCCUUCACCAGCUACCAGAACACCUAUCCGCAGCAAGAUGGAGCGCCAAGAACUCAAAGUAUGCAGAGUGUGGACUUCUAUGCUUCAUCAGAAGAAGGCGGCUUCGAAGAGGGCGGCAAGCCUGGCGCUAAAAUCAACGAGUUUCAAGCCGCUUGGAACGUCACAAAUGCCAUUCAAGGAAUGUUCGUAGUGUCCCUACCAUUCGCCGUGCUCCAAGGAGGCUACUGGGCUAUCGCCGCUAUGAUCGGUAUUGCCCACAUCUGCUGCUACACUGGAAAAAUCCUAGUGGAAUGCCUCUACGAAGACGACCCUGUCACAGGACAACGCGUAAGAGUACGAGACUCGUAUGUCAGUAUCGCUAAAGAAUGCUUCGGUAGGAAAUAUGGAGCGCGAAUUGUCAAUAUUGCUCAAAUUAUUGAACUUCUUAUGACUUGCAUCCUAUAUGUCGUGGUAUGCGGAGAUCUCAUGAUCGGCACCUUCCCUGAUGGAUCUAUUGAUACUCGAUCCUGGAUGAUGCUGACAGGCAUAUUUUUACUUCCUUUAGCAUUCUUGAAGUCCCUGAAAUCUGUCAGCAUGUUGUCUUUCUGGUGCACCAUGAGCCAUUUGAUCAUCAAUGCCAUCGUUCUUGGCUACUGCAUUCUCUACAUCGGUGACUGGGGCUGGUCUAAAGUCAAGUGGAGCUUAGAUUUCGAGAACUUCCCCAUAAGUUUAGGGGUCAUUGUCUUCUCUUACACAUCGCAAAUCUUCCUGCCAACAUUAGAAGGGAACAUGGAGGAUCGUUCCCGUUUCGAAUGGAUGUUGAACUGGUCCCAUAUUGCGGCUGCCGCUUUCAAAUCAAUUUUCGGCUAUCUUUGCUUCCUAACAUUCCAAAACGAUACUCAGCAGGUGAUAACUAACAAUUUAAGAUCAGCUGGAUUUAAGGGACUUGUUAACUUCUUCCUCGUGAUAAAAGCAGUUCUGAGUUAUCCUUUGCCUUAUUACGCUGCGUGCGAUUUGUUGGAGCGUGCUCUUUUCAGGGGCAAGCCGAAGACAAUAUUUCCAGUAAUAUACGCCCUGGAUGGGGAAUUGAAGGUGUGGGGGCUCGCUUGGCGGUUAGGGGUGAUUAUGUUUUCCGUGCUCAUGGCAAUUUUCAUUCCCCAUUUCGCUAUACUGAUGGGCUUCAUUGGAAGCUUUACUGGCACUAUGUUGAGUUUCAUCUGGCCUGCUUAUUUCCACCUUAAGCUUAAAGGCAAUCAGUUGGAAAGCACCACUAUUGCUUAUGACUAUUUCAUCAUCGGUCUAGGUGUUCUCUUUGGUAUCAUUGGUAUGUACGACUCGGGGUCGGCCCUUGUGAAGGCCUUCAAGAUAGGUCUGCCCUUCUAAAUUUCAAAGUAGACUUAGAUAAUUGUUGAUCUAUUUUUAGAUAUACGCAUACUUCGUAAAAUGUUUGGUCGCAAUAAUACGCAGCUUGAAUUGUUGUAUGCACGUAAAUAACUCAAUUAAACUGUUUGACGCAUAUACAUAUUGUAUUUAAAGAAAAUAUUGCUUUACUUUAACAAAUUCGUAUACACACAAAUUAUUAAAGUCUUCCAUUACAAUAUAGUUUUAUAAAUUAUACAUUAUGUAUAUAGAUUGUAAGUUAGCUCUCAUUUUACAAUGAAAAGCAAUUAUGCAAAUAAUCCAAUGUCUUACAAAAAUAUAUUUAUGUUUAUAAUAAUGUAUACUAUAACAACGAAGUCUUCCAAUAAAAAGUGAAUAUGUUAUAAAGAAAUUCAAUUUGCUGGUAAAAAUAUAAACUGCGCGUAAUUAUAUUUAUGUAUAUUUAUAUUAUAUCAUAGUCGUUUAUUGUAUGUAGUUAUUAAGAGUGAUGAAUCUCGCAUAGUUUAGCAUUUCUACAUUAUUUAUCUACCAGACCUUAGGUAGUUACCGUUUACCGUAUUUUUUUAACCAUAAAUUAUACAAAAAUACUCAGUUUUAUAAAAUAUUUUAUAUUAAUUGCAUAAAAUGAUGCUACAUAAUAGUUAAGUUGUGACCUCGGAUUUUGAGACGUUUCUUUACAUUUUUAAAAUAAUUAUGUC
Molecule: messenger RNA, 2770 nt
Organism: Ostrinia nubilalis (European corn borer)
Lineage: Eukaryota; Metazoa; Arthropoda; Insecta; Lepidoptera; Crambidae
Gene: VGAT
Product: vesicular inhibitory amino acid transporter
Exons: 4
Coding region: 456-2075 (539 amino acids)
Biological process (GO): amino acid transmembrane transport
Cellular component (GO): vacuolar membrane
Molecular function (GO): L-amino acid transmembrane transporter activity
Source: RefSeq, a predicted model, not a curated record